AUGGCUGUCGAGUGCAAGGAAGCGAUUGCCAACCCAGAGCCAGAGCCGGAGUUGGGGGAUAAGUCAGACGCUACCGAGAAAGAUGACAGUAAGGCACUGCACUACACAAACUUAUGUACUCUUGUGCUCAUAACAAAUGCUGCAGGCUCUUCGGUCGGUGAGAUUUUACGGGCAGCUGGCAUUGACACGGAGGACGAUGAUCCAACCGAGGCCGUACUGACUUUGCGGAUGUGGGUGCUGGGAAUUGGGUUCUGUAUCGUCGUCAGCGGUCUAAAUACACUGUAUACUUUGAGAAACCCGUCUAUCACUAUCUCAUCAGCAGUCGUGCUUUUGCUGGCUUAUCCGCUCGGCAAGCUAUGGGAGAAAGCCAUACCAAGUUGGAACGUACCGCUUGGCGCGUGGUCCUUCAACCUGAACCCGGGCCCGUUUAAUAAGAAGGAGCAUAUCCUGGUGUACGUCAUGUCGAAUUUAAGUAUCUACGUUCGUCUCGGCGCAGAUGUCUUGACCGAACAACAAAUGUUCUUCGGCUAUAAAGCUGGGUGGGGAUUCCAAAUCCCUAUGACCUUGGCGGGCUUCUUCGUCGGGCUGUCGCUGGCGGGAAUAUUUCGAUCGCUCGUCGUUCUACCUCAUGAACUCGUGUGGCCGGGACUCCUGGGUACCUCAGCCCUCACAUCUACGCUCCAUGAAUCGAAAAAGAAGGAUGCUCAGGCGAUUGAAAGCUUCGGCUACACAACCUGGAAGAUAUCCCGUUAUGCCUUUUUCAGCUUGGUAUUUUGUAUCUCAUUCUGCUGGUACUGGUUCCCGGACUUCAUCUUUCCCGCUCUGAGCUACUUUGCAUUUCCAUGCUGGAUCGCACCAAAGAACACAGUUGUAAACCAGUUAUUUGGGAUGAAGAGCGGCAUGGGUCUCUUGCCACUCACUUUCGAUUGGAGUCAAAUAUCCUAUGUCGGAUCUCCUCUCGUGGUCCCAUCUUGGGCAAUUGUGAAUGUCUUCGGAGCACUAGUGUUCUGGAUCUGGAUCGUCGCUGUUGCUUGUUACUAUACCAAUACGUGGUACUCCGCCUACCUUCCCUUCCAGAGUUCUUCUGUGUUCGAUAACACAGGUAGCACAUACAGCGCUUCCAAGAUCGUGAACAAGGCUUCAAGAUAUCAGUUAGACGUGGCUAAAUAUGAGGCGUACUCACCAGUCUUUAUGCCCGUGACUUAUGCGUUGAAUAUGUUUGGUCUAUCCUUUGCAACCCUAACCUCGCUUGUGGUCUGGAUGUUUCUCGAGAAGCGACAAGAGAUUGCGGACGCCAUGCGCCGGGUACAGCACAAAUUCGUAACGGGCAAUCUAAAAGAGAUUUUUGCCCCAGACAAUUCACCCAAUGCAGAAGUGCCAAUGUGGUGGUACCUUUGUACCACAUUGUUGGCGUUGUUUCUCGCCAUUUUUUCCGUAGAGUAUUGGGAUGUAGAGCUGCGUUGGUACGGUGCAUUGCUGGCGUGUGCUGUUGCUCUGUCUUUCUUCUCUCCGCUUGCCCUGGUCUACGCAACGGCGAACCAGAAAAUCAACAUCGACAUCUUCUGCCGGAUUGUAGCCGGCUUUGUCUUCGAGGGCCGUGUACUCGCUAACAUUUGGUUCUUCAACCUCGGAUACGUGACAACAAUCAAGGGUCUCUACUUCUGCCAGGAUAUGAAAUUAGGAAUCUAUUUCAACAUCCCGCCACGAAAACUCUUCAUUGCACAAUGCGGAGGUAUAAUAGCCGGCACAUUAAGCAGCGUAAGCGUCCUCAACUGGGGCCUGGGCAACAUCGAAGGCGUCUGCACAACCGACGCAGUGAACGGAUUCAGCUGUCCGUUCUCCCGGACACAUUUUAACACAAGUCUGAUCUGGGGUGCUAUCGGACCGCGUCGCUUCUUCAACAACAAGAUCGGAUAUCACUCACUGCUAUACUUCUUUAUCAUCGGCGCUGUCCUUCCCGUUAUAGUGUUCAUCGCUAGACGUCGGUAUCCGAAGAACGUUAUCUUACAGAAAUUCCACGUUCCCCUAUUCCUUGGCGGACUGAACUAUCUCCCGCCUGCCACGGGAACGACAUAUGGAAGUUGGGCUCUUGUGGGAUUGGCCUUUGGAUGGAUUAUAAGGAAGCGUCUGUAUGCGUGGUGGUAUAAGUAUAAUUUUGUUCUGAGCGCUGCCUUGGAUUCCUCCGUUUCUGUGGCGGGAGUUGUCAUCUUCUUUGCUAUCUUUUUCUCUGGGGCUUCGUCGCAUUUCAGUUGGUGGGGGACAAAGGUUUAUAAGGAUACGUGUGAUUGGAGAGGUUGUUCGUAUCUCCCUAUCCCAGAAAGCGGGAAGUUCGCAUGA
Messenger RNA from Aspergillus oryzae RIB40, 2337 nucleotides. RefSeq lists its product as uncharacterized. Gene Ontology annotation, biological process: transmembrane transport. Gene Ontology annotation, molecular function: oligopeptide transmembrane transporter activity. The transcript has 9 exons. Bases 1 to 2337 code for a protein of 778 amino acids. Lineage: Eukaryota; Fungi; Ascomycota; Eurotiomycetes; Eurotiales; Aspergillaceae. The record is from RefSeq and is a predicted model, not a curated record.